AUGACUAUCACACAGAAAGACAUCAGAGCUCUGUUUGCCAAGCUUCGGUCUUUCACGGACCAGUUGCAGGCUACUCUUGAAGAGCGGCAACGCUUGACCGAGACUCUCAAGCUUACUCCGUCGCUGGACGACAAUAUGGACUUGAUUAAUUUGCUCGCAAAGAUCAAAAAGAGUCUCCAGUAUCUACAUCUGGAUAUCUCCACCGGUCACGCUGACCAGUUUGCCACACAGUUCGCUACCAUCGUCGAUUCAUAUACUGAGCAGCUUGCCGUUUUGUCGAAAGAUGCAUAUGUCGAUGCCCAUGAGUAUGAAUACACCGAGAAAAUCACCAAGCCGGAGGCGCCUGAACUCACUACCAAGAAACUGGUGCGGUUCAAGGACUACAACACUGAUGAUGAUAAUAUGAGGUCUCAGCUUAUGGGCACCCAGGGCCAGAUCAAGCCAUAUCGGGACGACCCGGAGGAAGCGGACUCCCAGUCGUUGAAUUCUGUAGAUACUUCCAACCGUGAGAUGUUUGCGCAGCAUCAGCAACAGCUUUUGCAGCAAGACGAGAAUUUAGAUGCAUUGCAUGAAUCGAUCAGAGUCCAGCACUCCAUGGGCCGCAAUAUCAACGACGAGUUGGACGACCAUCUCAUAUUGCUAAAUGACUUGGAACGAGGUGUGGACGAUUCUGGCUCCCGCUUGGGCCGGGCCAGUCUCCGACUCAAGGACUUCCGUACCCGUUGA
Molecule: messenger RNA, 726 nt
Organism: Candidozyma pseudohaemuli
Lineage: Eukaryota; Fungi; Ascomycota; Pichiomycetes; Serinales; Metschnikowiaceae
Gene: SYN8
Product: syntaxin
Exons: 2
Coding region: 1-726 (241 amino acids)
Source: RefSeq, a predicted model, not a curated record